AUGAAGUUCGGUCAACAGCUCCGGCAAUCUCUUAUCAAGGACUACUAUUGGCACUAUAUUGCCUACGAUGACCUCAAGGACGCCCUCAAGAAGCCUUUUGUCAAUGGCAAGAGUGGAGAACGCGAGCCCUGGACCGAAGAUGACGAAGCCUCCUUCAUCCAACUGCUAGAAGCCGAGCUGGACAAGGUCUAUACUUUUCAAAAGCUCAAGAGCCAGGAAAUCGUCUCGAGGAUAAAAUCCAGUGAAGCAGAGGUCAAACAGGUUCUCGAACGUCAGGAGCAGCAGGGACAUUCUGAUCCUGAGUCCGAUAGCGAACUUGAGGCUGAUUUCGAACUGUUGGAGCAAGAUCUGAGCGAUAUCAUCGCCGACGUGCACGAUUUGGCCAAGUUCACCCAGUUAAACUAUACUGGCUUCCAGAAGAUCAUCAAGAAGCAUGACAAGCAAACUGAUCUGAUCCUCCGUCCUUCCUUUGCAACCAGACUGAAGGCGAAGCCUUUCUUCGCCGACAAUUACGACGCCUUCAUCGUUACCCUCUCCAAGCUCUAUGACCUUGUUCGGACAAGAGGCCACCCUGUAAAGGGCGACAGUUCUGCGGGGGGUGCUCAGCAAAACUUCGUCCGUCAGACAACAAAAUAUUGGGUUCACCAAGACAACAUCACCGAGCUCAAGCUCAUCAUCCUCAAGCAUCUGCCCGUCCUCGUCUUUAACCCCAACAAGGAAUUCGAAGAGAAAGAUUCGGCAAUCUCUUCGAUAUACUAUGACAACCCGGAAACAUGGGAACUGUACGAAGGCCGUCUCAAAAAGACCGAAGGCGCCGAGGCAAUUCGUCUGCGUUGGUAUGGUGGGAUGGAGACUGAGACAAUAUUUGUGGAAAGAAAGACGCAUCGAGAGGACUGGACGGGGGAGAAGUCUGUCAAGGCUCGAUUCACUCUGAAGGAGAAGAACGUCAACAACUUCCUUGCCGGUAAGAUGACAGUCGAAGAAGCCUUCGCGAAGAUGAGAAAGGAGGGGAAGAAAAGCAUUAAAGAAAUCGAAGAUCUAGAACAGUUGGCUCGCGAGAUUCAAUAUCGCGUCGUUACACGGAAACUGGUUCCUGUGUGCCGGUCCUUCUAUCACCGUACAGCCUUUCAGCUUCCAGGCGAUGCCCGCGUGCGUAUCUCUCUGGACACCGAGCUGACAAUGGUCCGAGAAGACAAUCUCGAUGGUAGAGACAGAGCAGGCAAGAAUUGGAGACGAAUGGACAUUGGUAUCGACUGGCCUUUUUCACAGUUGCCUCCGGAAGACGUCGAACGCUUUCCUUAUGCAGUCCUGGAAGUCAAGCUGCAGACGCAAGCUGGCCAGGAGCCCCCUCAGUGGGUGCGAGAGCUGACAUCAAGCCAUUUGGUCGAAGCUGUCCCAAAGUUUUCCAAAUUUAUCCACGGAUGUGCCACUAUGUUCCCCGACAGAAUUAAUCUUCUGCCAUUCUGGUUUCCACAGAUGGAUGUCGACAUCCGAAAACCCAUCUCUCACCGCUUUGGAAUCGAACGACCAGCCAAUACGGUCAGCUAUUCGACUAGUGACGUUGAUGAGGAUGAAGAGGACUCUGAUACUGAAUAUGGCCAGGCGACUGGCAAGACCACACCAUACACCAACGGUUCUCACUCUUCUGGCGAUGACCAACAGCAGCGGUUGAAGGCUGCAAGGCGGGCCUUGGACGAACAUAGUCGCGCCCAGGCCCAAGACGUCCGAGACGCAAAUGCUGCUCCUGGAAACUCAUUGGACGAGGAAGAGCGUCUAGCCGCACUCCCGUUGGCCGAGGAGGAGUAUAUCUAUGACUCUGAAAUGGAGGAUGAAGAAGACGAAUCUUCAGGUGCUCAGCACGAUAAGUCCUCGUGGAAAGCGUACCGCGAUGUGCUGGAGCACCAUGCGCAAGUGGUAAGCGAUGCAAUCGUCAAACUCUUCCGAAAGAUACCUACGUCGACCCCUCUACCCCAGAAUGGAAACAUUGGUGGUGUCAACCCUCUUGGUGGCCAAGUCCAAGUCAAACGCUUCAAAGCCCCACCAGGCAAAAGAAUCCACGUCCCUGUUCGAGUCGAGCCGAAGGUCUACUUUGCAACUGAAAGAACCUUCUUGUCGUGGCUGGAGUUUAGCAUCAUCAUCGGCUCUGUUGCAGCCACUUUGCUCAACUUCGGUGAUAGUGUCAGUCUUGCUUCGGCCUGGGGCUUUACCGUUGUCGCUUGCGCAGCUCUAAUAUACAGUGCCGUUAUCUACUGGCUGCGUGUACAGAUGAUUCGGAAACGAAGAGCAAGUGUGUCGAGAUACUACGACAAGUAUGGUUCAACGGCAUUGUGCGCGGGGCUCUUUGCUGCCACUGCCGUUACUUUUGUGUUCAGAGUGAGGGAGAGUGGAUGGUGA
Molecule: messenger RNA, 2394 nt
Organism: Exophiala spinifera
Lineage: Eukaryota; Fungi; Ascomycota; Eurotiomycetes; Chaetothyriales; Herpotrichiellaceae
Exons: 2
Coding region: 1-2394 (797 amino acids)
Biological process (GO): microautophagy; vacuole fusion, non-autophagic; vacuolar transport
Cellular component (GO): fungal-type vacuole membrane; vacuolar transporter chaperone complex
Source: RefSeq, a predicted model, not a curated record